AUGGCAACAGUUCAGGAUGGCUCGCUCUCCACAGAGAGUGAAGCACUCGCGAAGUCCGCCUCGCCGGCCCCAAGCAAAAACGAAAAACUGGACGACGCGGCAGACACCAGCUGUGACGAAGCGGACAGCACGCAUUCACAACCGAUGACCACAACCAGAUCUGCUUCUUCGGCAGCAGAUACCCCUAAAUUACAGCCAACCGCCCUUAGCUCCUCGUCUACCCCAGCCCCGUAUGGCACCCGAUCAAGGAACCGAGUAGGCUUGCCCCGACCUAAUUAUGCCGAAGACCGCGAUCUCGACUUGGACCUCGAGCCUAUAGGCGCUGCAAAGCCCAGCAGCGCCAAAAAGACGUUCUCAACCGGUCAGUCCACCUCCCGAAGCUCUCCAUCUGCCGACAGGCCCGCCGGCGUGAGUACAAGGAGAGCUCGUAACGAUUCAAACUAUGGUUCUUCCACGAAGGAGCCUAUUCCGGGAACAUCGACCUUUUCCGUAAACCCCAAUGUUAUCAACGGGUCCAAAAAGCGGAAACAGCCGGGCUCUGGCGCGACCGCGGUGGGAUCGUCGACACCCACCAGUACGGGCCAAGCGAGCAAAAAAUUCAUUGUUACUCCUUCGGGUUCGGCUGAACUAGAAUGUGCGACAAAUAUGAUGUCGUUUCAUAACUCUCGCGGGUAUUUGAAAAAUGGGAAACUUAAGGCUGAUGAUGGCACAACUUUGGCUCCGAAUGAUCAUGUAUACCUUAUUUGCGAACCGCCCGGCGAACCGUACUACCUUGCUCGGAUAAUGGAGUUUCAGCCUUCUAAGGACGACCCAACUGGCCCUAUUGAGACAGUGCGCGUUAACUGGUACUAUCGGCCGCGCGACAUUCAACGCAGAUCCGUCGACCCACGAAUGGUAUUUGCUUCAAUGCAUUCCGAUACUUGUCCAUUGACGUCACUUCGAGGGAAAUGCCAGAUUUUACACUCAUUUGAAAUCAGCAAUGUAGACGAAUACAGAAAGGGUGAAAACUGUUUUUGGUUUGAUAAGAUGUAUGAUCGUUAUAUUCAACGCUACUACGACGUGAUACCCACCAGCCAGGUCAUUAAUGUCCCUCAACACGUGAAAAAAGUUUUGGAUGAAAGGUGGAAAUUUAUCCUAGUUGAAAGCGGUCGCGCGAAAGAAUUGACAGGCGCUGUCAAGACAUGCAAACGAUGCAGUCAAUAUGCUGCCAAGUAUGACUUCUACGUGUCUUUCUCUUCAUAUAUCCCAUCUAACCUGACUUCUAGUGUCGAUUCCGUAGACUGUGCCGUAUGCCAUCGCACCUAUCAUAUGAAUUGCGUCCGUCCAGUAUUACAGAAGAAACCGGCCCGCGGCUUUGCCUGGGCUUGUGCUGCCUGUAGCCGCGCUCAGGACAAGAAAAUGGAAGCAAGAAAUACGCCAAUCAUAGGCGGAGCGCACCGAGAAGCAGAGCAAGAUGCCUUUGAAGAGGAUGAAGAAGACCCUGCCAUUGUUGCCGAAGCUACACAGCGUAGUAGCCCUUCUGGCAACGACACUGUUGCUCAUAAGGCGACACCUGAACAGACCGCGCAGGCGAAGCUAUGGCCUUUUCGCUACCUUGGACUUCAUUGUCGAGUUGAGGAAGCGCUUGAAUACGACGAUAGAAUUUAUCCUCGAGCUAGUUCAAGAAUUGGCUCCCGUCAUCAAGCUACCAUUCCUCCUUGGUGCGGUCGUCCUAUCGAGUUCGUAAAAGGACCAGAGGUCAAAAAGAAAUAUCUAAAAGCAAAAAAAGAGACCAAACUGUCAAGAGAAGCUGUCGCCGUCAUGGAAGCCGAGAAAGCUGAACGAGCAAAACGGCCAAAGUGGGUGAUGGAUGAGCCUGCUGGUUAUAUACGCCGUGGAGAAGAUCAACCAGUGUCAGUAAAUGGAAAACAAGUUCGCACUGCCGAAACGCUGUUCAAAAUGCCGGAUGCAUCACAGCUUCCAUCCAGAGGAGAAGAUGACGACCCAGGAUCACAACUCAGUCCCGAUGAGCGUGAGAAGCUAAUAGACGAUUACAUGACAGCUGCAAAAGCAAUUGCAUCGUCCAAAGGCAUUGCAGAAUAUUCUACAAAUUUCCUGGAUAAAGCUCUAAGCAUAUUGUGCAAUGAGAAUUACAAUAAAGAUGCAGCUUUAGCCAAGUUAAGUAAAAUUAACCGAUAUGGCGAUCUUAAAGAGCCACACCUGAAACCUGAAGAAGUCAAACUUUUUGAAAGUGGUGUUGCGAAAUAUGGCUCCGAACUUCGCUUGGUUACUAAGCAUGUUGUUUCCGUUCCACAUAGCCAGGUUGUUCGAUUCUACUAUAUGUGGAAGAAAACUCCAAAAGGCCGUCAGAUAUGGGGAAAUUUUGAAGGCCGGCGCAGCAAAAAGGCAAGUAAAAGGUCGGAUAAUGCAAUUGCCAAGUUGGCCGACGAUAUCGCCGAUGACCACGAUGAUUCUGCCUUUGAUAAGGAAAAGGCCGCUAGCAAAAAGCGAGGCUUUGUGUGCAAAUUCUGUUCGACUAAAAGUUCAAGGCGAUGGCGCCGCGCACCGUACGUGCUACCUGGGAGCGUUGCUCCUUCCGAUCCUUCAUGCAGAAAAGACAAAGGAAUCACUUAUGGCGUUGCCCUCUGUCAGCGAUGUGCCUUGCUAUGGAGAAAGUACGCUGUUCAAUGGGAGAGUCCAGACGAAGUUGCAAAACGAAUUGUCCAGGGAGGAUCGAAAUCGUGGAGGCGCAAAUUCGAAGAAGAUCUCCUUACUCAGUUGUUAAUUUACACCGAAUGCGACGUUAGGAUCAAUAGCACGACCGCUAGCACAGCCACGUCUAUUGGAAUCCCCGUAGUGUCGGAUACUGCGAAAGAAAUAGUACCAGAACCACCGAGGAAAAAGGCAAGGACCGAAAAAGACUCGGUUACGCCAGCCAAGGAGCCUUCAGUCGAACUUCCAAAGAAGAAAACGCUUGAGAAAACAGCAGAUCCAUCACAUCUUCUGCCUGAACCCCCCAAGCCCAAAACACUUCCUUGUGCUAUUUGUAAGAAAAUGGAGCCCGGCGGGGACCAGCAUUUAUCCUGUCGAGAUUGCCGCCUGACUGUGCACCGUGCUUGCUAUGGAGUUAGCCCCGAACGAAAUGCUUCAAAAUGGUUUUGCGACACCUGUUCUAAUGACCAUAAUCCGACGAUAUCGACCCGAUAUGAAUGUAUUUUGUGUCCAGUUACGUGGACAGAACAUGAAUUGAUGGAGCCCCCUAAAAUAACCCACAAAAAGAAGAGUGAGCGGGAGCGGGAAAAGGAAAGGUUAGAGAAAGAAAUGGUGGCCGAGGCUAUUAAACUCUAUCGCCAGCGACAAGACGCUGCCGGCAAGCCUGUGGGUCCUCGAGAGGCCUUCAAACGGACAGCUGGGAAUAACUGGAUCCACGUUACAUGUGCCAUUUGGCAUCCAGAGAUUAAGUUCGGAAAUGCCGAUGCAUUCGAGCCCGCAGAAGGGAUGGGACUUAUUCCGCCUGAAAGGUUUUUGGAGACGUGUAAGAUAUGCAAAUCCUCUGUUGGCGCUUGUAUCACCUGUCAGCUUCCUUCUUGCAACGCACGGUUCCAUGUGGGAUGUGCUCACCAGGCAGAGUACCAGUUUGGCUUUGAUAUCACACCCGUGAAAGUCAGCCGAAGGGACUCUGUGAACACCAUGAAACUUGGAGAGGAGUCAGGGGCACCUACGGCUGCCGUGUGGUGUCCGCAUCAUACAAUACCGACAAUUGUUCACGAGAUGAGUGAUCUCUCAGGAAUUGGUGACUUGAAUGCUCUUCAGCUGUACUCUCGGACAUGCAAGCAAGCAGACCUCGCCUUAACUGGUACUGUACGCAAAGCAGCCCAUUUCCAGCAAACCGUUGGAGCUACGAUGAAUGGCACCCAGCAAGCAGCGGCUCGUCGUGCUGUAACCGUAAAUGGAACAGGCCAUGGUCAUGCACGCAAAGAGAGCACUCAUACAUUGGGCACAAACGCGUCGGGAGAGGCGUCGCCCAAACCGGAGCGUCCAUUCAGCCUAAUCGAGGCAAACGGGAACGAGGUGGGCAGCAAAAAUUUGGAAAGUAAGAGCUGCUCUCGCUGCCAGGCCACUGUCAGUCCCAAAUGGUGGCGUCGCCAUGCAAGUCGAGACGGACCGGGAGUCGAUUCAAAUGGCCGCCCCUACGACGGUACUGUGAAUGAACCAGGUCGCAGAAGCUCCAUCCACAAUGUUUCCAAUGGAGUCUUGCUGUACGAAUGCCAUAAAUGCCAUUUCCAAAAGUCCGAAUCACCAACAACUACCCCGGAUGCUCGGCCUUCGCCAUUUGUCGCCGAGCGUGAUUCUGGUAUGCCAACUACCAAGCCACCCGAGUACCCCCAUCACUCUUUUGCACCAUCUCCGCAUAACCCCCAGGCCCAGCCAAACCCUAACUUACAUAUGGCGCCUAUGGCAGCCCGCACUCCGCAUGGCCCAGAUUGGCGACCUGAGUUCGAAAAACGUGAUUAUCCUGCCCCCAUUAUUCGAAAUGGGAUACCCCCUGGGUCUAAUGGAAUUCCACUUCCUCCGAACUUUCAUCCGGGCCCCCCACCGCCGCCUCCCGCCUCGCACUUGAAUGGAUACGCUCCAUCUCUCCCACAUCCCCCUCCGCCAACCCACUACUCCAGCGGUGUGCCUGCUCCCCCUCCGCCCCCUCCUCCACAUGCAUACUCUCCGCGCCAGAAUAUGUUCUCUGCUGUUUCGUCUUCCCCAGCGAGUGGAGCUCCUUUACCCGGAGGAAGCCAUGCCUAUCCUUCUACCUCCCCACCAACAAUGCAUUACUCGCCUCAGAGUCAGAUCAAUAAUUUACCCCAGGGCCCUUCCACUGUUCGAAUGUACCCUGUUGAAAGGACGGCUGCCUCCGCUAUGCCAGCCCCAGCUGCUCCUCGUCCUAGUCUAGACUCUCAGCGCCAAGCUUCUCCAGGAUCCUCUGAGCCGCAUGGGAAAACUACUAAAGCUGAAACAAUCUCGGCUACUGGCACGAAACCUCCAAGCUCUGAGCGUCUUAAUACAGGUGCCCAAUUACCCCCGCCAGCAACCGGAGCAAGUGCAAGUCCAUCGUUAAAAAAUUUGCUUUUGUGA
This is a messenger RNA of Ophidiomyces ophidiicola, 5106 nucleotides long. It is a transcript of the gene SNT2, whose product is annotated as putative PHD type zinc finger protein with BAH domain-containing protein. Bases 1 to 5106 code for a protein of 1701 amino acids. The transcript has 2 exons. Gene Ontology annotation, biological process: histone catabolic process. Lineage: Eukaryota; Fungi; Ascomycota; Eurotiomycetes; Onygenales; Onygenaceae. The record is from RefSeq and is a predicted model, not a curated record. Gene Ontology annotation, cellular component: Lid2 complex. Gene Ontology annotation, molecular function: ubiquitin-protein transferase activity; chromatin binding.